GGAAAUGACAGCGUUGUUCCAAAAGUACGAGUAGGUGGCGGUAAAUAAUGCACAUAAACCCCGAAGAAGAACACGGUUGUGCCGUUUCAUGAUUGGUCCUUUGCUUCCACGUUCAAAAGUCGAGCGCGGACGACGAACGAGAGAGCUGCGGGAUUGUCGUAAACUCGCCAAAAGCGGACGCGCAUUUCGGCCCAGGUGAUGGAGUCAUGUUUUGCUGGCGCCAAACUGGAGAGGGUCGGCCCUGUGGAGGUGGACGACAUCAAGCAAGACCUCCUGGAUGAAUUCUCUGCUCUGCCAAAGCAGCGGGUCGUGCGCAUCGGUCCUCAGGAUGAAACCGAGAGCCGGUCGGAGAACCUGCGGGUCUACCUGAGGGUUCGACCUUUGACGGGAGCAGAGAGCGGACGGUCACAGGACUGCGUGGUCAUCGAGGGACCUCACACUGUGGUCCUCAAAGCUCCCAGGAGCGGGCAGUCCAACAGGCAGGCUGACAAGGUCCCUCCACAAACUGGUCAGAGGUUCACCUUCACCCAGGUGUUUGGCCCGGACGCCAGUCAGAGGAAAGUGUUUGAAGGAUCCGUUCGUGGUUUGGUGCGAGAUGUUCUGCACGGAGAAAACUGCCUGCUGUUCACAUACGGGGUCACCAACGCCGGGAAGACCUUUACCUUCCUCGGUCCAGAACACGACGGCGGCCUGCUGCCACGCUGCCUCUGGCUGCUCUUCAACAGCGUAGAAGGUCGUCUGCACGCCGGCUGCCAUCUGAAGCCUCACCGCUGCCGAGACUUCAGCCGACUGAGUCCGAAGCAGCAGAAAGCCGAGAGUACCGCCAAGCUGAGUCUGCUGAGGACCGUCCGAGAGAAUGACAAAAGUACCUCCUCUGGCAGAUCAACUUUUCUUGAAGCCUCGUCUCUGAGCUCCGACUACAGCGUCGCCAGCGUAUCGGAGAGCGACAGGCUGUCUCUGGACGCCCCGCCCCGCCUUCACUUUUCCGUCUGGGUUUCCUUCUGUGAGAUUUACAAGGACAACAUUCACGACCUUCUGGAGCAGGUCCCGGGAGGACAGGUCAAGAGGACGACGCUGCGUCUGUCUCAGGAUGUCAAAGGAAAUCCCUUCAUCAAAGACCUGAAGUGGGUCCAGGUGAGCAGCUCCGAAGAAGCCUUGAAAGUGGUGAAGAUCGGCAAGAGGAACCAAAGCUUGGCCUCCACCAGACUCAACCAGCAAUCCAGCAGGAGCCACAGCAUCUUCUCCAUUAGGAUCCUGCGGGUCGACGCCGCCGCCGUCCCCAGGUUCCUUGGCGUCAGUGAGCUGGUGUUGUGCGACCUAGCCGGCUCGGAGCGAUGCUCGCGCACACGCAACACGGGCGAGCGCCUCAAGGAAGCGGGGAACAUCAACAGCUCGCUUCUGGCGCUCGGCAAGUGCAUCAGCGCCAUGAGGAUCAAGCAGAACGCAAAGUUCGCGCAUCACGUUCCCUUCAGGGAGUCCAAGCUGACCCACUUCCUUCAGUUCUUCUUCUGCGGCGCCGGCAAGGUGUCCAUGGUGGUCAACAUCAACCAGGAGUCAUCCUGCGCCGACGAGACGCUCAACGUCCUCAAGUUCUCCGCCCUGGCGCAGAAGGUGGUGGUGUUGAACCCGAGGUCCGCCGGCCCGGACGGCGCCUCGCUCAGGUCGGCCAUGGAAGUGUCGGUCCUCAUCAACGAGGCCGACUGGCGCCGCAACGCGCUGGUGCGCAGCCGCCCACACUCCACGCUUGUCUGGGAGACGACGCUGGAGGACGUGAUGGAAGACGAUGCUGAGGAAGAGGACGUGGUGGCAGGAGAGGAUGAGGACGCGGAGGAAACCACACAGGAGGAAGGCGACGAGGGGCAGCCGGACGGGGAGGCGACCUUUGGCUUGGCUGAGGAGGCUCGAAUCAGAGAAGAAGUGUGUGCCGAGUUCAUGGAGAUCUUCAAGCAGAUGGAGAAGGACUUCAGCGAGCGUCUGAAGAAUGAGCGAGAGAUCCUGGAGGAACGAGCCGACAGGAGGCUGGAGAUCCUCAAGAACCUCCUCAGACGGAGCACCCAGGAGGAGGAGGAGGAAGAAGGGCAGGCGAGGAGGGCGUGGCUUCCGGGGGGAGACCACAGCUUGAUCUCGCCGCAAGUGCUGCUGGCCAAUCGGGAGCGGGCCAACCACGAAGAGGGGCAGGAGGACCAAGAGGACGACAACACGGGAAAGCAUCCUGGUGAUCCUGAAAGGGGGAUCCUUCCAUCUGUGGUCCCUUCUCAAGCCAAGGAGGGCGAGUGCAGCAAGUCGUCAUCGGCGCGGCGAUCUCGUCGACUGGCGCGAGGCAACCAAAUGUUCGUCGACCAAAUCUCUGCGUUGCAGGUACAGGUCAGCUCCCUGGAACGGGACUUGCAACAGGAAAGGGAGCGCGCGGCGGCUGCCGAGGACAAACUGACCACGGCAGAGACCCGCCUGCGGCGCCUCGAGGGCCGACGGGACGCCGGAGCCGAGGAGGGCAAAGCCCAGAGCGACUUCCACGCCAACAUGGCCCGACUACGCAAGGAGUGCCUGUUGGCCACGGAGACCUGCGCCCAGCAAUCUAAAGUCAUCCGGGAAGUGACGCAAGAAAAGAUGCGCUGCGACAGGAAGUGUGAGCAGCUCACCGAGGAACUGGCCAAUCAGAAAGCGGAAUACGAGCACCAGCUGCAGGAGCUGAUGGCGGAGCUUGAACGACGAAGAACGAUGGAGGAGGAAGGUGAGCGACGGCAAGAACCGAAGUGUGUCGAGGUCCCGGUGCGGCGGUGUCAGGAGAAAUUAGCACAGAAAGAGAACAAGAAGCCCAAGGAGAGCCCGGCGCCCGGGAGGCUGCCCCUGGUGGAGGAGCUGCAGGAGGAAAUCCAGAAGGUACGAGCGGUGAGGAAAAGGACAAACUGCCAAGUGGAGGGUUUGGCGUUGAGCGACAACAAGCGAGCAAACGUGAGGACGGUGACGCAGGAGGCGCCGUUCUCCUCCAGCCAGUCCAGCCCGUCUCCGCCCUCGGCACCGCCAUCACUCUCCGUCCCGAGCGGCGCGGCUCAAAGCCUCUGCAGACGCCCUGUCACCAUGGCAACCCAAGCCAAGCGAGGCUGCAGGAAGCUUUACAGCAAGGAAGCGGCCCCGAUGCUUACCGUCUCACCGGACUCGGCGACGCUGCUCGAGGAACCGAAGGAAAAGGAAAGCGAUCACGUGAUCAUCAUGCGGCGGCUGCGUUCCCGCAAGUGAUGGUGGAUGCUUGAGAUGUUGUCACACUGUUGUUGUUGUUGUUGUUAGAAAAGCAAGGAAAUAAAAAACUCAUCCAAUAA
Molecule: messenger RNA, 3317 nt
Organism: Syngnathus typhle (broad-nosed pipefish)
Lineage: Eukaryota; Metazoa; Chordata; Actinopteri; Syngnathiformes; Syngnathidae
Product: kinesin-like protein KIF20B
Exons: 27
Coding region: 199-3237 (1012 amino acids)
Biological process (GO): microtubule-based movement
Cellular component (GO): microtubule; nucleus; kinesin complex
Molecular function (GO): microtubule binding; ATP binding; ATP hydrolysis activity
Source: RefSeq, a predicted model, not a curated record